Messenger RNA from Talpa occidentalis (Iberian mole), 960 nucleotides. RefSeq names its product annexin A10-like. NCBI's taxonomy places the organism in Eukaryota, Metazoa, Chordata, Mammalia, Eulipotyphla, Talpidae. Gene Ontology annotation, cellular component: cytoplasm. Gene Ontology annotation, molecular function: calcium-dependent phospholipid binding; calcium ion binding. Bases 43 to 960 code for a protein of 305 amino acids. The record is from RefSeq and is a predicted model, not a curated record. The transcript is spliced from 12 exons.
GUGCAAGGAACCAUCUUCCCUGCUCCCAAUUUCAAUCCCAUAAUGGAUGCCCAAAUGCUAGGAGGAGCACUUGAAGGAUUUGGCUGUGACAAAGACAUGCUGAUUGACAUUCUAACGCAACGUUGUAAUGCACAAAGACAGAUGAUUGCAGGGGCGUACCAGAGCAUGUAUGGCCGGGACCUGACUUGUGACCUGAAGGAGAAGCUUUCAGAUCACUUCAAAGAUGUUAUGGUUGGCCUCAUGUACCCACCCCCAUUGUAUGAUGCUCACGAACUCUGGCAUGCCAUGAAGGGAGCAGGCACUGACGAGAACUGCCUCAUUGAUAUAUUAGCUUCAAGAACAAGUGGAGAAAUUUUCCAAAUGCAAGAAGCCUUCUGUUUGCAAUACAACAGCAACAUUCAAGAGGCUAUUUACUCAGACACCUCAGGGCACUUCAGAGAUACUCUCAUGAACUUGGUCCAGGGAACCCGAGAGGAAGGAUACACAGAUCCUGCUAUGGCGGCUCAGGAUGCAAUGGUCCUAUGGGAAGCCUGUCAGCAAAAGACAGGGGAACACAAGACCAUGCUGCAGAUGAUCCUAUGUAACAAGAGCUACCAACAGCUGUGGCUGGUUUUCCAGGAAUUUCAAAGUAUUUCUGGUCAAGACAUUGUAGAUGCCAUAAAUGAAUGUUAUGAUGGAUACUUUCAAGAGCUUCUAGUUGCAAUUGUUCUCUGUGUUCGAGAUAAACCAGGUUUCUUUGCUUAUAGACUACAUAGUGCAAUACAUGACUUUGGUUUUCAUAAUAAAACAGUAAUCAGGAUACUGAUUGCCAGAAGUGAAAUAGAUCUGAUGAAUAUAAGAAAGCGAUACAAGAGAGAUAUGGAAAAUCCCUAUUUCAUGAUAUCAAGUGUGAAUUUUGCUUCAGGACAUUAUGAGAAAGCUCUGCUUGCCAUCUGUGCUGGGGAUGCUGAUGACUACUAA